GAAGACACCAGCAGAAGACACCAGCAGACACCAACAGACACCAACAGACGACAUGCUCCAGAAAGCGUUGGUCAUGUCCUCGCUGCUCUUCGCAAUCUUCGGGGCUAUAAAUAGCAUUCCCAGACAGCGCAAGCGGUCAGCGGAAUUAAUGUACGGCCAUUAUGGACCCGGAGCUCACUGUGAGGUUAAUGGAGAACUGAUACCCCACGGCCAGAUUUAUACAGACCUAUCUAUGUCCAGAUGUCUACAGCACCAGUGCUUUUUUGGCAACAGUUUUAUUUACUCUGAAGGAUGUGAAGAUGGCGCUGGGGGGUGUCACGAGGUGGGGGAGGAGUGGGAGGAGCGCUGUGUGACGUACACGUGCACCAAGACAACCACCGGAGGAUACAACUACUUCCAGCCCAUCGUCAGGAAUGCUCGGUGUCGCGAUGUGGAGGGGGACUGCCAUGAAACCGGGGCCUCCUUCAGCUAUCGUCUGCACGGCCGUCUGCACCACGACUGUCGCUGCAACAUUACGGACAACAGGAUCCUGUACCGCUGCUACUGACCAGUGGUCAGCUGCGGCCCGCCUUCUCAAGUAUCCACCAUUUGACGUGCAGUUUAUUUCCUUGCAUUCGUUAGCUCAACUUUGGAGGACUUUAGAAAACAGGAAAAAUGUUUGGUAUUUUCUUCUAGUUUGACCCAGGUCCACAGAAAUGUAUGGCUUGGAUGUAAGUCACUGAACCAUGCUCACACUUUCACUGUCGAGGCUAAG
Messenger RNA from Physella acuta, 754 nucleotides. RefSeq lists its product as uncharacterized. NCBI's taxonomy places the organism in Eukaryota, Metazoa, Mollusca, Gastropoda, Physidae. The record is from RefSeq and is a predicted model, not a curated record.